CGAACACUUCCCUCUCAGUGUCAAUAGAUCUCAAAAAUUAUACUUAGCAGUCCUCCCAGCUAGCUGAACUCCCUAGUGAAUCAGAGUGUAUCGUCCUUACGAUCUCAUCAUCUUGUUUGAAGAUGGCGCCUCGCGGCUUUACCAAUCCUGCCCCCAAGACUGAAUCGGCGCGCUCCGCUUUAAACUCUUUCACCUGCACCCUAUGCAACAAAUCCUAUUCUCGUCACCCUGAAUACGAAGCCCAUAUAUCAUCGUAUGAUCAUCAGCAUCGCAAGCGUCUGCAGGAUCUCAAACAGCUUUCACGAGACCCGAACGCUGCGGAGAAGGCAAGAAGAGCGGAGCGGAAGGCCGAUGCGGAGGCCGGCUUGAGGGUUAUAGGCACCCCUAAUAGUGGCUCUUCUGUCAUCGGAGCAGGUAGCGGGAAUAACCAUAGCUUUGGAGGCGGGGGAGGUUUCAAGAAAGGAGGGUUCAAAAGUUCCUUCACGUCAGUCAAGGGACCCGUCGGCCCUGCUGCACCUACCAAGAAGAACGUUCUAGGAGGGGACGACGAUGAUCAUGACGACUCCGCUACCCCAGAAUCAACACAUACAAGCAAUCGCAUUCGAAGUACGGCAGCGAAACGGUCUAGUUCUCAACAUAGACUAGAGGAGAGCGACACUGAUUGUGAAGUUGCCGACGGGAAUUACUACGAUCCAAGUCAUCCUACAGAUUGCUAUCGUGGAUGUGCCGGAAGUAGAAACGAGCUCCAAGCUGGAAUAGCAAUCGUUUGAAGAAAAGAGACGCCUUGAGAAUCAUGAGGGUUGUAAUUAUGUAGGGGGUGGGUGUUGCUUGAUUGAUGGUCUACUUGUUCCGUCGGUUGGGAUCUUGGUUUAGCAAAUUCCUGGUCUUUCUUUCCACCAUAAGUAGCCAAG
This is a messenger RNA of Aspergillus homomorphus CBS 101889, 911 nucleotides long. Its product is annotated as putative C2H2 finger domain protein. Bases 123 to 770 code for a protein of 215 amino acids. The record is from RefSeq and is a predicted model, not a curated record. NCBI's taxonomy places the organism in Eukaryota, Fungi, Ascomycota, Eurotiomycetes, Eurotiales, Aspergillaceae. The transcript is spliced from 3 exons.